Messenger RNA from Melampsora larici-populina 98AG31, 234 nucleotides. RefSeq lists its product as uncharacterized. NCBI's taxonomy places the organism in Eukaryota, Fungi, Basidiomycota, Pucciniomycetes, Pucciniales, Melampsoraceae. Bases 1 to 234 code for a protein of 77 amino acids. The transcript has 4 exons. The record is from RefSeq and is a predicted model, not a curated record.
AUGCUAUUCUUCAAAGUUGUCAUUGCUGCUGUUCUAGCUGCCACAAUCCCCGCCAGCCUUGUUCAAGUUGACCAACCUGUCACUCGUGACGUCCUACAACGACGAUUUGUAGAGUUCACUCCCUUCAUGGAAAAGAGAUCUCUCCCCCCUGCGCCCGACCCCAAUGCUUUCAAACCCAUAGCUCCGCUGCCGUCUCCCCCAACCUGCGAGCCAUGUGAGGAAGGCUGUUGUUGA